Molecule: messenger RNA, 1322 nt
Organism: Phytophthora nicotianae INRA-310
Lineage: Eukaryota; Oomycota; Peronosporomycetes; Peronosporales; Peronosporaceae
Exons: 1
Coding region: 25-1203 (392 amino acids)
Biological process (GO): ribosomal large subunit biogenesis
Cellular component (GO): nucleolus; preribosome, large subunit precursor
Molecular function (GO): protein binding
Source: RefSeq, a predicted model, not a curated record
CUUUCAUUUCCAACUCGUAGCAACAUGCGUGUCCUUGUAGGUGACGAGACUGGGCUGCUCAAGUCCAUUGAGCUGGAGAAGAACGAGCAGCGCAUCUUAUCCAGUCGCGAGCAGCCUCAAGCCCGAUCUCGGGGCAUUCAGCGUCUCUGCUGGUACGCGGACGAGCGUGAUGCUGCAGAUUAUCAGCGCAAUGUGGUGUUGGCACGCGCGGACGGUGUCGUGGAGAGCUACGAGGCGUCACACGGCAAGAGUUUGAGCGCUGCCAAAGAGCCAGAUUGGUCCUGGCCUGCAUCAGAUAAGGAACAGAGCAAGACGCGCUGUGUUGGACUCGACGUCAUCCGUAAAUUCGGUUCGGUGGUGCAAUGUACGGACACAGGCGACGUGGUGGUGCGCAGUACGCUGGAGGACGCAGGCAAACCUGCAACGUUUAAUGUGGACGGGGAUUUGAACAUGAUGCGACUUGAGCCUGCAACGCAGACGGUCAUUGGUGUGGGAGGCAAGGAGCACGACUUAAACCUGUGGUCCCUAGAGACCCAACAAGUCCUUUUUAGGGCCAAGAAUGUGACGCACGACAAGCUGGACAUGCGCGUGCCCGUGUGGGUCAAGGACCUGCGUUUUCUGUCCACCCCUGGCAACAGCAACGGACACCGUGUCAUUGUGGGCACAGGUCAUCGCCAUGUGCGGAUCUACGACUCCAACACCAAGAGAAGACCAGUGCAGCAGCUCGACAAUUUCGGCGAGAACCCCAUUCAGUCGCUGUGUGUGUCACCGGAUGAGACUCGAGUUUAUGUAGGCGACACGGCUGGUAACUUGGACAUUCUGGAUCUGCGUACAUUGAAGCACAUGGGUCGCUGUACUGGUCCAGUGGGCUCAAUCCGUGACAUCGCAUGCCACCCGACACUACCGUACAUCGCGGCGGUGGGGUUGGACCGCAUGGUUCAUGUGUUCGACGUCAACACACGCAAGUAUCGCCACACGAUCUACGCCAAGCAGCGUCUCAACAGCGUCUUGUUCUGUGCUGACGGUCUCAAGGACAUUCCAGUGGCUGAUGACGAACCUUCGCGCAAGAAGCAAAAGUCUGGAGACGAAGAGAUGACGUUUGAUGACGACGAUGAUGAAAUGGAGGAGGAAGAGUACGAAGGCCUCGAAAUCAGCGAAGAAGAUGACCAUGAUGAAGACUCGGAAGACAGUGACAGUGACUAAAUCUACCCGUUGUCUCUAUAGAAUAGACACGUGCACAGUUCAUGUUUUACAUAUCCAGGUUUUUGAAUUAGGUUUAGAACCUAGUCAGUUCUAGUUUCUAGUUCUUGACACGAUCGAAG